GCUUGUGUUCGUCUUCGUCAGCUUUUCGGUCUGCCAGUCGUUUUUCAUCCGUGUUCGAUCGUAGUCGAAAGUGUCUCGGUAGUGGAACUGUAGUAGGUUCGCAUUUUGUCGCGUUUAGAGUGAAAAAAUCCCCUGUUUCCAUUUUCUCCGAUUUGAAAAUCGAAACUUUCGCGUUCUUUUUGCGUUGCAUUGGACGGUAAAACUUCAACCAAAGCCAUCGGAAACGGUAUGCAUUCUACGGUGAAUCUCGGUACGCUCGGAAAUAGAUUGGCAAUGUCUGGGAAAAAGUGAGAAAAGUGUUAGCUUCCCCCUUCGCCGUGGUGGCAUCACAGUGUUGCAGGCUGAAAACCGUGCAGUCAUCGAAAUCAUUUUCCUCUUGGUUGUGCGGCCGUCGCCUGUGCAAAAACGUGAGACGAUCCCCCGCCCGUGUGUGUGAGUCAGUCCCAGUUCCUCGCGACGGCAGUAAAAGUGGCACUUAUUGCGAAAAAAAAUCUGGGUGCUUUGGCUUGGCAGGGCUAGGAAUUCGGCCCCGAAACAGAGAGUGAUCCGUGCGAAAGCUUGGCUGCAAAAUUUCGGUUCGCGACCAGCAGCGUUUGUGUGUGCGCGUUGGUGUCUGGGUUGGGGUGAGGUGAAAGUGCAGUUUUUUUGGGGGCCGGAACGAGCGGGGCUUGUGGCCUGUGUGCCAGUGGACGGACUUUCAUUGCGGAACUAAUAGGAAUACGAUGGUGAAUUUGAACUUGAAUGAUAACGGCGGAAGCGGUAACGGCAACUCGGACAGUCAGGGAUAUCCGCCGGUGCACUAUCUGCACGAGUUGCCCCAGGCCGACGAGGAACGGUUGGAGAAGAUAUUCAAGAAGCUCGACCGAGACGGUAAUGGACGGAUUGAUAUUCACGAUCUGUCGGCGGCGCUGAAGGAGUUCGGGCUGUCCCACCAGUAUGCGGAGGAAUACGGACAUUCGUUAUUUUUUCAGCGAUUUCUUAAGCAAUCGGAUCAAACGCAAAGCGGAGAUGUCGGCCUGGCCGAGUUUAUCCACUAUGUGCGGGAGCACGAAAAAAAUCUGCGGCUACAGUUUACGCACCUGGACAAGAACAAGGACGGCAAGGUGGAUCUGGACGAGCUGAUACUGGCUUUCAAGGAGCUGGGCGUCGAGAUCGAUAACCAGGAGGCAGCGAAGUUACUUAAGAGGAUGGAUAAGGAUGGAAGUUUGAACAUAGAUUAUGAUGAGUGGCGAGAUUAUUUGCUGUUAGCGCCAUCUUCGGAUCUUCAUGAACUCGUCAAGUACUGGAGGCAUUCAACCAAUCUGAAAUACAAUCAAGCGUAUCUGACGAUGAUAGGGCGGGAAAUGCCACCGUCGUAUCCCUUGCCUUCCACUGACAUCCCACCACUUGCGAGCGCCAUUCCUGGGACCUUCCACGGGAGUCGAUCUGAUCUAGGUACCGGCACCACGAUCCCUCCUUUCACUAAUCCUGUUCCUCCUCACCACACUAACAACGUUCCGUCGAUGAGUUCGGACGACCGGAUCCGGGGGACGCUCAACGCCACGCUCGACGACAAUCCCGAUCUUUCCCUGCUCAGUCUGAUCGAUCUCGAGCAAGCGAUCGAACAUGUCACUGAGCUGAUUCUGACCCCCGGCCUGCUGAACUCGGGUUCACCGUCUUCCGCCACCCUUGCCGGUGUAUACAAAUGCAACAAUUCGCACCUGCUGGUGGAUGGUAAGGUACAGUGGAAAAAGGCUUUGUAUUCUUUCAAAAUUACCUGCCCCUCGUGUUUUCGUCGUUGGUGCGCUAAUGCAAAAGAGAAGUAUGCAACUCGUUUUGUUUAUUUUUUUUUUGGUUUCGUCCUCAGUUUAUGCAAGUUUUUCGAUGAUUGCUUGCGGACGUUCUACCCUUAUUACUCCAAAACGAUUUAGUUGCAUAAAGCAGAUCUUAACUGCUCUGCUAGGAUAGCUUUUAUUGUAAUAUUUUAUCAAUUCUAAGCAAGACGCACCUAUCAUCGUUUCAUUGUUUCAUUGCAAACAUCCUGGCAGGAAUCAAAAUUUCGCUUACCACGAAGAUUGUCAUGAUUUCUAUUAUCAUGAUACUCUUUAGGUACAAUAUUCUGGAAAUCAAAAACAUCUUUCGGCCCAAACUUGUUCAAAAUUUAUCAACUGCCUUUUCACCCACACCUUACUCAAAAUUUGUAAUCCUAUUUCAACCCGGAAAACCCAUCGCUCGCCUCGCUUGUUUCACACUCAACCCUCCCACUAUCCCCCUGAUACAGCAAAUUUCGUAAAUCCAAUCGUUUGAUCUAAGAAAUCCUGUACCGGAUCAUUUGCCACCAGCAGUAGCUCUUUGAACGCUCCAAAAGCUAAAGCAAAAAAAAAAAAAC
This is a messenger RNA of Aedes albopictus (Asian tiger mosquito), 2368 nucleotides long. RefSeq lists its product as uncharacterized. The transcript is spliced from 4 exons. Bases 723 to 1910 code for a protein of 395 amino acids. Gene Ontology annotation, molecular function: calcium ion binding. NCBI's taxonomy places the organism in Eukaryota, Metazoa, Arthropoda, Insecta, Diptera, Culicidae. The record is from RefSeq and is a predicted model, not a curated record.